ACAAUGGUUGAUCUGGCCCCAAAAUCUGGCGAUUUUUUCAGUUUGUUUCCCGGUAUUUGAAAAUAGACGGAAUAUAGCGCCAUGUUUUUUGUUUUGUUUCUCGGGACAGUCAUUCUUGGUCAGGUAGUGCCCCAGAAUUUUGAGGUCAUGGAGGGGCUACUCACUGAGAUCAACCAGUGUAAACAGAUCCGGGAGAAAUUCUCGGAGCUGAAGACGGAGUUUUCCGAUAUUGAGAUCCGGGGUAUCCACAAGGACAUGCGCCUGAAGAUUUUGACCUCUGUGAACUCGAGGCUGCGCGCGGAGCUACGACGGGUCAUCCAGACAAAUGACCUUCUGAAGGACAAACUCAGGGAGAUGUCUCUCAAACUCGGAGAGACCAGACAGCCGACUUCCGAGAUUCGGGUACAGAACACGACGGGAGAAGUCGGGGAGGGAGGUAAAGAGAUCAGCUGCACAGUGACCAAUCACAACAACUGGACCUACUUCAACAUCGAGCGGAAUGGCCAGACCGUUGUCCACGUGGCCCCCGAUGGGCGUGCCCAGACGCGGUUCAACCCUAAAUACCUCACCAUCACGCCUACCAUACGCGAGAAUCUGGCCGAGAUCGCCAUUAGUUUUGCCUCCCUCCGAUGUACAGAUGAAGGGUUGUACUCAUGCGUAAUUGAGGGAAACGUCCAAUCACAAAGCAUCGCCGUGGUCAUCAAGACGCCGUCAACCGGAAAACCAUCUAUGUCAAAAAUAGGUGACGUCAUCGGAUAUAAACCUACAGACUUCAAAUGUGAAGGACAACCGAGUUAUCCUGACGGGAAGCUGGUAUUUCAAGUUAAAUUACAAAACGAGACUGUGUUUCGGAACUUCGAGUUUCCGGACCCAACUGUAGUUGACAAGGACCGUAACUGUGUUCGAAAACAAACGAUCAGUGUCACGUAUGUGUUUACUGAAGUCUGGGAUGAGGCCAAGAUUCGCUGUAAAUACAAGCAUUCUGAAGACUAUGACGAGACGGAUGUGUUCGUUUUAUCACCUACACUCUGCGGACAGAACACAGUCGACAAUAGGGGCAUACGCCAUCCACAAAAAUCCACGCAUUACGUCACGUGCAACGAAGCCACGCCAACUGUCCAUCAAUGUCCGGACAACACGUGUUUUGACGAAAUCUUCCAGACAUGUGCAGAUAUAUGUCUUGUCUGACUGAGAUUAACCAGUAUAUUUACUGUUUGAAAAUAAUAAGACGAAUGGGACA
This is a messenger RNA of Magallana angulata, 1240 nucleotides long. RefSeq lists its product as uncharacterized. The record is from RefSeq and is a predicted model, not a curated record. NCBI's taxonomy places the organism in Eukaryota, Metazoa, Mollusca, Bivalvia, Ostreida, Ostreidae. The transcript has 4 exons. Gene Ontology annotation, molecular function: chitin binding. Bases 82 to 1188 code for a protein of 368 amino acids.